AUGUCUCGUCCCGGAGUAGCUCGUACCGCAUCGACCAACCUUGGUAGUGGAAAUGGUUAUAGAGUGCUUGAUGGCAAGGUUGCCGUCGUCACUGGUGCAUCCAGAGGUAUUGGCGCAGCAACAUGCGAGAACCUCGCAUCCAAGGGCUGUUCCCUCAUCAUGAACUACACCUCCGACUCGUCCGAGUCCAUCACCGUCGAGCUGGCCGAACGUCUUUCAAAAGAGCAUGGAAUCAAGGCGUUGCCCGUACAAGCAGACAUGGGCACCGAGAACGGCCCCGCCCAUCUCAUCGCCACAGCCUUGAACCACUUCGCACACCCCAAGACUCGCAAGCUACAGAUCGACAUCAUCAUCAACAACGCUGGUGUCGCGUCCAACCGUGCUAUCGAGAAGUGUGAUGUUGAGGACUUUGACUUUGUAUACCGUGUCAAUGUCAGAGGCCCACUGUUCUUGAUGAAGGCUGCUAUUCCAUACUUGCCUACUGACCGCAGUGGUCGCAUCGUCAAUGUUAGCAGUGUUAGUGCUAGCUGUGGUUUCAGCGAGCAGAGUGUUUAUGGUGGAUCAAAGGCUGCUGUCGAGGCCAUGACCCGUACCUGGGCUCGCGAGUUGGCUGAGAGAUGCACUGUGAACGCUAUCAACCCCGGUCCCGUUUUGACUGACAUGUGGAGUGGAGUCUCGAAGGAGUUUCAAGAAGGCAUUGCGCCAUGGCUAAAGAACACACCUUUGGCAGCCGUUCGUCCUGGCGUCGACAGUGAGGAUCUGGUCAAGGGUGCCGAAGUGGCAGGAGGUCGUCCCGCCUACGAAUCAGAGACUGCUGGAGUCAUCGCAAUGCUCUGCACUCCUGAUGCCGCAUACACGACUGGCAGUGUGAUCUCAUGCAACGGAGGCUUCAAAUUUAGCGUAUAG
Molecule: messenger RNA, 906 nt
Organism: Aureobasidium pullulans EXF-150
Lineage: Eukaryota; Fungi; Ascomycota; Dothideomycetes; Dothideales; Saccotheciaceae
Product: NAD(P)-binding protein
Exons: 4
Coding region: 1-906 (301 amino acids)
Molecular function (GO): oxidoreductase activity, acting on the CH-OH group of donors, NAD or NADP as acceptor
Source: RefSeq, a predicted model, not a curated record